Nomascus leucogenys (northern white-cheeked gibbon) is the source of this 2563-nucleotide messenger RNA. RefSeq names its product Wnt family member 5B (gene WNT5B). NCBI's taxonomy places the organism in Eukaryota, Metazoa, Chordata, Mammalia, Primates, Hylobatidae. Gene Ontology annotation, cellular component: extracellular region. Gene Ontology annotation, biological process: multicellular organism development; canonical Wnt signaling pathway; neuron differentiation. Gene Ontology annotation, molecular function: cytokine activity; frizzled binding. The record is from RefSeq and is a predicted model, not a curated record.
CAAUUCACCAAAAUGUUUUAAUCCCAUAAAGGAGAGCCUGAGGGUCAGAGAAAUCAGUCUCCGGGCUGGAAUGAGAGGUGGGGACGUGGGGGAGUGGAUAGGAUGGUCCCCAUUUCUUUGGAUGUUCUGCAGCAAGCACAGGUGUGCUGCAACAGCCUAAGUGGCCUCUCGGAUGCGGAACGGAGGAACGCAGCAAGCCCCGCUCUUGAAAUUACUUGUUUUCAUUUCUGUUUCUGGUUUCUCAGCUCAUUAUUUCUUUGGAAAUUAGGUCCUGCCAGGGGUUCCCACAGUUUGGGGUAAGAGACGUAGUCCUAGGGUGGGAAGAUAAGCCGGGGGAGGUGAAGGCUGGAAAGAGGCCGAUCUUUGUGGGGAGCACGCAGCAUGUAAGCAUUGGUGCAAUUUUCUCCACCUCACCCCGGCUCCUGGUCUGCCCUUAUCCGCUGAGUUUCCACACUGACUCUCCAUCUCUGUUUUCUCCAGGGAGCCCUACUGUGGAAGCUGUCAGUCCCAGGGCACUGGGGAGGGCUGAGGCCGACCAUGCCCAGCCUGCUGCUGCUGUUCACGGCUGCUCUGCUGUCCAGCUGGGCUCAGCUUCUGACAGACGCCAACUCCUGGUGGUCAUUGGCUUUGAACCCGGUGCAGAGACCCGAGAUGUUUAUCAUCGGUGCCCAGCCCGUGUGCAGUCAGCUUCCGGGGCUCUCCCCUGGCCAGAGGAAGCUGUGCCAAUUGUACCAGGAGCACAUGGCCUACAUAGGGGAGGGAGCGAAGACUGGCAUCAAGGAAUGCCAGCACCAGUUCCGGCAGCGGCGGUGGAACUGCAGCACUGUGGACAACGCGUCUGUCUUUGGGAGAGUCAUGCAGAUAGGUAGCCGAGAGACCGCCUUCACCUACGCGGUGAGCGCCGCAGGCGUGGUGAACGCCAUCAGCCGGGCCUGCCGCGAGGGCGAGCUCUCCACCUGCGGCUGCAGCCGGACAGCGCGGCCCAAGCACCUGCCCCGGGACUGGCUGUGGGGUGGCUGUGGGGACAAUGUGGAGUACGGCUACCGCUUCGCCAAGGAGUUUGUGGAUGCCCGGGAGCGAGAGAAGAACUUUGCCAGAGGGUCGGAGGAGCAGGGCCGGGUGCUCAUGAACCUGCAAAACAACGAGGCCGGUCGCAGGGCUGUGUAUAAGAUGGCAGACGUAGCCUGCAAAUGCCACGGCGUCUCAGGGUCCUGCAGCCUCAAGACCUGCUGGCUGCAGCUGGCCGAGUUCCGCAAGGUGGGGGACCGGCUGAAGGAGAAGUACGACAGUGCGGCCGCCAUGCGCGUCACCCGCAAGGGCCGGCUGGAGCUGGUCAACAGCCGCUUCACCCAGCCCACCCCGGAGGACCUGGUCUACGUGGACCCCAGCCCCGACUACUGCCUGCGCAACGAGAGCACGGGCUCCCUGGGCACGCAGGGCCGCCUCUGCAACAAGACCUCAGAGGGCAUGGAUGGCUGUGAGCUCAUGUGCUGCGGGCGCGGCUACAACCAGUUCAAGAGCGUGCAGGUGGAGCGCUGCCACUGCAAGUUCCACUGGUGCUGCUUCGUCAAGUGCAAGAAGUGCACGGAGAUCGUGGACCAGUACAUCUGUAAAUAGCCGGAGGGCCUGCUCCCGGCCCCCCUGCACUCUGCCUCACAAAGGUCUAUAUUAUAUAAAUCUAUAUAAAUCUAUUUUAUAUUUGUAUAAAUAAAUGGAUGGAUGCUAAAUAAUGAAAAGAUGAAAAUGGAAAGGAAAAGCUUAUUUAAGAGACGCUGGAGAUCUUCGAGGAGUGGACUUUGCUGGUUCUCUCCUCUUGGUGGGUGGGAGAUGGGGCUUUUUCCCUCCCUCUGGCAAGGACUCUCAGGAUGUAGGGACUUGGAAAUCUUUCCCGUCUGUCCACCAUGGCCUAGAGGAGGGAGUUUGUGGUUGGAUGGAGGAGAUGAUCUUGUCUGGAAGUCUAGAGUCUUUGUUGGUUAGAUGACUGCCUGUGACCCUGGCCACUAGGCCAAGAGGCCCUAUGAAGGUGGCGGGAACUCAGCUUCAACCUCGAUAUCUUCAGGGUCUUGCCCAGAAUGUAGUUGGGUUCCAUAAGAGGCCUGGUGCUCUCUUACACUUUCAUUCACGUGUGUAUGUGCAGCAGGAACGGCUCCUUCCCUAAAAUAAGGAGAAGUCCAAGGUCAUCUCUGGCCCAGUGACCACAGAGAGAUCUGCACCUCCCGGACUUCGGGCCUGCCUUUCCAGCGAGAAUUCUUCAUCCUCCACAGUUCACUGGCUCCUACCUGAAGAGGAAAGGGGGCCGUUUGACCUGACAUGUCAGGAAAGCCCUGAACUGAAUGUUUGCGCCUGGGCUGCAGAAGCCAGGGUGCAUGACCAGGCUGCGUGGACGUUACACUGUCUUCCCCCACGGGGAGGGGAAGCUUGAGCUGCUGCUGUCACUCCUCCACCGAGGGAGGCCUCACAAACCACAGGACACUGCAACGGGUCAGGCUGGCGGGCCUGGCGCGCUCAUCAUCUCUGCCCCAGGUGUACGGUUUCUCUCUGACAUUAAAUGCCCUUCAUGGAG